AAUGACGUUCUAAAUAGAGGUGUUUACCCUAUUCCAGGUUGUGUGUGUACUUCUUUUUUUUAGCUCGUCAUGUUUCCCACCCAUUUAUAAUAAGGGCUUAUCUUUUCUUCUUCUUUUUUCCCCUCUUUUUCUUCUCCAUAAUUUCUUUUUCUUCCCUCUCAAAAAGUAAGCCUUUAGUCUUCUUUAACAAUGAUGACUUCUUUGCCUGCCAAUACACUGACAGUUCCAGCAACAAACACAGAGUGCUCCAACAAUAAUACUAAUGCUUCUCGACGAUUAUCACAAACUAUCACAGAUAUCGUGACGGGUUCCACACCCACUGGACGCAAUCGAUCUUCCUCAUCCCCUCCGUCACCCACUAAACUUGAACAAGGUCCCAACAAAAUUUCGAUCGAAUUUGAUGGAGGAGGACAAAUCAUUGUUCGACCUAAUCGCAUCGUGCGGGGCGUGGUGAUUCUAAAUAACGUAAAACAAAUUCAAGCCAGUCAAAUUAGAAUUCGAUUUCGUGCUGAAGAAGUGGCUACAGCCAAAGUAAAAGAAUAUGGAUUAGAAACUAAAAUUGAACGCAUUGAUCAAGUGAUAACCACCUAUUUCGACACGACCACCAAAGUAUGGGGAACUGAACCCAGUCCUUAUUUAAUGAGUUCAUGGGAUGCAAUUGAACCGGGAGAACACAAGUUCCCUUUCGCAUUAAAGUUCCCCAAUGUGAAUUUCCCUCCCUCCACAGAUGAUCCCGUUGGAUUUUCCAUUCACUAUAUAUGGUCUGCUCAUUUAGAUGGUCCCUCUUAUAACCCUGGUAUGCAAUCCAAAGAGUACAUCAUGCCUUACCGACCUAUUGUUUGUGCUCCACCUACCAAGGAAUGGACAUUUAACCAGACCAUCAUCAAUGACAAGCGGGUACCUAUUGCUCAUGUAGCUGCCAUUAUGCCACGUGGUGCCUUCUGUCCUGAUGAGGACGUGCAAAUGCAGUUAGUGGUAGAGAGUAUUCCUUCUGAUUUGAUUGUAUCGAGUGUAGGUUACACAUUGAAUAAAUGUAGUGUAGGACAAUUACAGUUACAGAGGGGACUUGCACGAAAGACCCGUUGUCGUAAGAUCUUGCAGGGUUCCUUGGGAGUGUCUGGUAAUAAUGGAGGGGUCACAGUGCCAGUGAAUUUCCAUGUACCCACUCGACUUGUGUCACCUUCAUUUCAGUCCCGCCAUUUAUGUGUGUAUUAUGAAAUUGUGUUUAAUAUCCAAUUUACCAGCCAUGGAGGUCUUUUGAAAUCCAACCCAAGUGGAGAAUGCACGGUGCCUAUCGGAAUUACGAAUUUACCACAUAAUCAUUUGUUGCAUAUUCCUAAUCUCACAUCGGUUCAGUCGUAUCUACAAAGUAAAGAAUCACCCAUCUUUUUCGACCCAUUUUUAGAUGAACCACCCAAUGCCUCCUCUAUCCCCAGUGAACUAUGGGGUCCCCUGACAGCUGCACUGAGUACGCCACCCAUUACUUCUCCACCCAAUUAUUUCAGUCUAUCGGAAUUACCGUCGCAGUUUAUUCAACGGGAUCGAGAAGAAAAGACCGUGUUUACAAGUAGACUGAUUAAAGCCGGUAUGGCUCAAGAAUUGGGUGACCCCAUUACCCUUGUACAGGGAUCACAAUACCAAUUUGCCUAAUUUUUAUAUCUUUUUAUGUUGCAUUUGUAAAUAUCCAUAUUUAUUAUUAUAUUUUAGAGCUGAAUAAACUCAAUCUUUUUUUUUAAAAAUAUAAAUA
Mucor mucedo is the source of this 1747-nucleotide messenger RNA. RefSeq lists its product as uncharacterized. Gene Ontology annotation, cellular component: cytoplasm. The transcript is spliced from 5 exons. The record is from RefSeq and is a predicted model, not a curated record. Gene Ontology annotation, biological process: protein transport. Bases 190 to 1650 code for a protein of 486 amino acids. Lineage: Eukaryota; Fungi; Mucoromycota; Mucoromycetes; Mucorales; Mucoraceae.